AUGAGCGUGCACCAACUUCCUGCAGAGCUGCUGUUGUCCAUAUUCGAGUACGCGUCGCUUGAUGAUCAAUCAACGGGGCAGAUUCCAACAUCGAACUAUCCAGGCUGGACUGCCGUCACACGUAGCGAUCCCUCUACGUCGACCAACAUCUCCCAAGUCUGUAGGCGAUGGAGGCACUUGUCCCUGUCCGAUCCAAUGCUAUGGAAUCGCGUUCCUCGCUCGCACGAAAGCGUCACUAACACGUAUCUUUCCCGCUGCUCGUCUGCUCUUCUGGACGUAAUGAUCGAUCCCUAUGCGCAUUUUUGGGGUCCCGCAAAGCAUGGGGACGCCCAGAAGCUCGAGGACUACAUCCCGCGCGCCCGAUCUCUAUUCAUCUCAUGCAGAUCCAGCAUGGGCCAUGGCCCCCCCAGCUACCACUCUUCAUCUGACGAAAGACAGAACGUAAAAACAUUUUUGGAGGACUUUCAACCGCUGAGCGCGCCACAUCUCACCGAGCUCUCAAUGGAUUUACAAAUGUGGUUCAACACCCGCGCCCGGGACACCAUUCCCAUCCCUCCUCACAUGUUCAACGGAGAACCGUUACGGCUCCUGCGAUCCGUCAAGUUCAAUGCUGUCUACAUGAGACAGCCGCAAACCUUUAUCUGGCCCGCCCUUUGUUGCAUCGAGCUCACAGACUCGCGUAUCUGGACUCAUCCCGACAACUUUGUGCCGUUCUUCAGCGGUGUACCUCUACUGGAAGAACUCACAUCUCGUAACGAUGGCCAGGCGAGAAGCAGCGCCAAUUGGAGCAAUGCAACUCCCGUGCAGGACCUGCCACCUCUCCGCAGCGUGCCGAUGAAGCAUCUCAAGGCGCUUACAUUUCACGGACCAUACCGCGACAUGUUCCUCGCAUUAGCCAUACUUGAUCUACCCUCGAGCGCCCUCUUGUCGUUCACACUCUCCGGCAUCUGGUUCGCUGAUGACCAAGAGGAGAAGGUGCGGAUCAUGCACGAGGCUGUGCAGGUCCAUUUCGCUCAGGCAAUGCAAGCCGGCGCCUACUUUGACAACAUCACAUUCGAUGGACGAACGAUGUCUGCGACACAUCCCGUUCAGGACAGCCUCUCGGCCCACCUCCCUCCCUCCUUCACUCUCAGCAUCCCUUUACUCGAAUAUGACGACCACGACCCCGGGAGCCAAGCUUUGGAACUCGAAGCACUAUUCGCGUACACCGUCUUCACUCGCGCCUCAACACUCACGAUUCAUUCGGUCGAUAGAUGCGGCGUGCGCGGAGCCGCCCAUCGUCUCGAUAGCUUCUACCACGAAGAGCUGGAACACAUGCUCGCGCUUUAUGUCGACGUUCAGGCCCUCCACGUAACUGGCGAGGAUGUGUGUAACUGCGUCGCGAACGUUCUCAUACAGAAUGAACUUGUACCGCCGAACCUGGCCGUUCUGCGAAUGCAUGGCGCGCUGUUCUUCUCGGGUGCAGCUCACGAGACGAACUUCGUCUCCACACCUCUUCUACUUUCCUCUCUGCUGCGUCUCAGUGAGAGAUUUAAGCGUUUGGAGCUUGAGAGGUGUGAGCUCGGGGAGGCGGACGUCCAGCAGCUGCGCGAAGGACUUGGCGAGGGCAGACUAUCCGUGAUGGAUUGCGAGAUCGAGGGAUAG
This is a messenger RNA of Peniophora sp. CBMAI 1063, 1644 nucleotides long. Lineage: Eukaryota; Fungi; Basidiomycota; Agaricomycetes; Russulales; Peniophoraceae. The record is from the annotation of a GenBank genome assembly.